ACAACAACAGCAAUUGCGUAAGAACUUUUUUUCUUCGUUGCAGAUCUAACUCUGUUAGAUCAACUGCAACAAAAAAACAACGUUUUUGCUUUUAAAAGGGGUCGUUUUCAAUUUUUUGGUUAUUCUUAUUUUGCGUUUUGGGGAUACUACAUCAUUGGGCAAAGCAAGUGAAGUGAUUUUUACUUCGUAGAGGAAUCGUUACAGUUUGGACUAAAUUCUGAUUUGACAGGAAAUAAGUAUAUACCAGGGUUUGCAUUUUAAAAUGACAGCACUGGCUGGAGCAGUCCCUAGAAUGAUGAGACCGACUCCAGGUCAAAAUUAUCCUCGAAACGGAUUUCCACUAGAAGUUUCUACCCCCUUAGGCCAGGGAAGGGUCAAUCAGCUCGGCGGAGUUUUCAUUAAUGGCCGUCCUUUACCAAAUCACAUCAGACACAAAAUUGUAGAAAUGGCCCAUCAUGGCAUCAGGCCCUGCGUGAUCUCUCGCCAGCUCAGGGUGUCUCACGGUUGUGUGUCGAAGAUACUGUGCAGGUACCAGGAGACGGGGUCUAUCAGACCCGGAGCUAUCGGAGGAAGCAAGCCCAAGCAGGUGACAACACCAGACGUAGAAAAGAAAAUCGAGGAGUAUAAACGGGAUAAUCCUGGAAUGUUUAGCUGGGAAAUCAGGGAUAAAUUAUUGAAAGACGGAAUAUGUGAUCGGAAUUCCGUACCCUCAGUGAGUUCUAUUAGUCGUAUUAUGAGAAGUAAAUUUGGAGGCAGAGGAGAGGAUGAGGAGGACGAUGAAGACAUUGAAAGAAAAGAAUUUGAAGAAAGUGAAAAAAAAGCCAAACACAGCAUCGAUGGGAUUCUCGGAGACAGAUCUAGUCACUCUGAUGAGGGGUCGGAGGUAGAGUCAGAGCCCGAUUUACCGCUGAAGAGAAAACAACGACGCAGCCGCACAACUUUUACUGCAGAGCAACUUGAGGAGCUGGAGAGGGCUUUCGAGAGGACCCAUUACCCUGAUAUUUACACUCGAGAAGAGUUGGCACAAAGAGCCAAGCUUACAGAAGCCCGUGUGCAGGUCUGGUUUAGUAAUAGAAGAGCAAGAUGGAGGAAACAAGCAGGAGCCAAUCAGCUAAUGGCCUUUAAUCAUCUGAUCCCAGGAGGUUUUCCAGCAUCUGCUAUGCCAACGCUACCACCGUACCAACUUUCAGAAAGCCCUUAUCCCCCAACAUCUAUACCACAAGCAGUAUCAGACCAGAGUGGCACAGUACACAGGCCUCAACCGCUGCCUCCAACAUCCGUUCACCAGACCAGCCUCAACUCAGGAGCAGAGAGUGGUUCAGCCUACUGCCUGCCUUCUAGUCGGCACAGCUUCUCAGGCUACACGGACAGCUUUGUGACUCCAUCAGGACCUUCAAAUCCUAUGAACCCCACUAUCAGCAAUGGCCUUUCACCUCAGGUAAUGGGCCUGCUGAACCCAGGAGGUGUGCCUCACCAACCUCAUAGUGACUAUGCCAUUUCUCCUCUAACUGGAGGACUUGAACCCAGCACUGCUGUAUCUGCCAGCUGCAGUCAGAGACUGGAUCACAUGAAAUCACUAGACAGCUUGCCCAGUUCCCAGUCCUACUGUCCACCAACUUACAGCACCUCAGGCUAUAGCAUGGACCCAGUGGCAAGUUACCAGUAUGGACAAUACGGUCAAAGUGCCUUUCAUUAUUUGAAGCCUGAUAUUGCAUGAAAUGAAGUGUCCCAACAAGUUCACCCUCAGUUGUCUCAGGCUGACGUCCUCAAAAAGACAUUUUGCUUCUCCCGAUUGGUAGCCUCACCUCUCUUUGGAAAUCAAAGACCAAAUAUCCCUGCAUCUAAGUAACCUCUGAUUCCCCACAAUGGAUCUAAAAAAUAGAAAAAAAGAUACAGACACAUUUGAAUCGAAUUGUCAUGGUGGGUUUGAUGACAAUUAGGAACAGACUUUAAUAUUUAAGAGACAAAUAUGGGGUUGAUUAAAAGAGAAGAAAUGAAUGAAAAUUUUGCUAUUACAAAAAAAGCAGCCGUUCAUAGAGUAAUGCCAGUAGACCACCAGAACAAAGCAGCAGCUCCUUAUAUUUUAUUAUACUUGGCUGCAAACACUAUUUGCAUUAUGUCUGAACUGGUUUUCUCAAUAAAAGACCAAUAUGUUGCAUUCCUUAUCAUUUCAGAGACCAAUGGCAGUUGAUCUUGGAAGUCUCUGCCUCACCAAAUUGCAAAAAAUGUCUGCUUAUCCUGUAGAGCUUAAAUUCAUGGAAAUCAAGGAAAUACCCGUUAUUGCAAUAAUUGGGACCAGUUAUGGAUACUUCAAAAUGUAUUGGGAUCAAGCAGCAGUGUUGGUUGUUUCCUGGAAGCUGCCUAUGUGCAAUAUUACGUACCUCACGAUUAAAGGCAAAAUCAAGAUCUCUUGUGGACUAAGGUUGUUACUUUAUAACAACCAAACCUGUGUAAAGAUACUCACUACAUGGAUUGUGUUUGCUUAAACAUUUACUUGAGUCAAGGAUUUGGCCAUGUGAGGUGACAAUGGUGUGUCUCAGCUCUGUGGAACUUUAGUUUUAAUCAAGCCCACAGCGGCAGAACCACAAGCAAUUCCUAUUUGGCAGCAAAAUGUCCCAACAGUACUUUUUAUACUAUUAAACAUGACAGUGGUUUCAGGACUGUGUUAUUAUUUAUUCCAGCAUAUUCUCGAAGGAUGGUAGUGCUGAGCUUGCUUGUCCUUGUUUAGCCAACUUAGAUAAUGUCUGUAGAAGUAGCACUCUACUGUAGAAAUGUACAUUUUGUCUUAAUGGUGAAGGAAAAUUGAUUUUGUAGAGUUUUACCAAUUCAUUCUCUUUGUUAUAUGACUGCACAGAAUGAUUGUGAUGUAAAUGUAUUGUGUACAAAUGCAGUAAUAUUUACUAUUUAUAAUAAAAGACUUAAAAGUUAAAAAAAUCCUUUAACUGACAGAGACAAAA
This is a messenger RNA of Erpetoichthys calabaricus (reedfish), 2957 nucleotides long. RefSeq names its product paired box 3b (gene pax3b). The record is from RefSeq and is a predicted model, not a curated record. Gene Ontology annotation, molecular function: RNA polymerase II cis-regulatory region sequence-specific DNA binding; DNA-binding transcription factor activity, RNA polymerase II-specific. Lineage: Eukaryota; Metazoa; Chordata; Cladistia; Polypteriformes; Polypteridae. The coding region runs from base 263 to 1717 and encodes 484 amino acids. Gene Ontology annotation, biological process: regulation of transcription by RNA polymerase II; anatomical structure development. The transcript is spliced from 9 exons.